AUGAGCAACAAUGACUCGGCCCUCAUGGCUAAAAUAAUAUAUUAUUGUCAAGAAAAGUACUUCCGACAUGUGCAGAAUGCGGCCUCAGAAGGCUUAGAGAAAUUCAGCAACGACUCUGUUCUGCAGUUCUUCAAGGCGUACGGCCUCCUACGGGAAGAACAUAUACAAGAUGCCAUCGGCGAACUAGAGACCCUCAAGAGCCACCCCGACGUGUCCCUGUGCUCACUCAUGGCCCUCAUUUAUGCUCACAAGCGCUGUGAGACCAUCGAUCGAGAGGCUAUUUCAGAACUUGAAAACUGCCUAAAGGAAACCCGGAAAACUGCUGGUGUGAAUGCCUUGUAUUAUGCAGCCUUGUUCCUAUGGCUGAUGGGUAAAAAUGAGAAAGCCAAGGAAUAUGUGGACAGGAUGCUGAAGGUGACCAGCGGAUCCAGAGAGGGCUUUGUUCUCCGAGGCUGGGUGGACUUUACAUCUGACAAACAGCACACCGUAAAGAAGUCAAUCAAGUACUUCGAUCAAGGGAUUCGAGACACCAAAGAUGUGUUGGGCCUGAUGGGGAAGGCAAGCUAUUUCAUGAUGCAACAGAAUUACUCGGGUGCCCUGGAAGUUGUUAAUCAAAUAACAGUCACGUUUUUUAACUUCAUCCCAGCCUUUAUCCUGAAGAUGAGACUCUUCUUGGCCCAGCAAGACUGGGAGCAAACUGUCGAAACGGGACUCCGAAUCUUAGAAAAGGAUGAUAAUAAUAUCGACGCCCGUCAGGUUCUGGCCGUACACGAGUUUGCAAGGGAAGGCGACGUCAAUGAAGUAAGUUCUCUUAAGUCACAGAUAGCAAUUAGUCACGUGAGAAAUCUGAUUAAGGCUCUGGAGACCAAGGAACCCCAGAACCCAAGCCUCCACCUCAAGAAGGUCACGGUCAUUAGUCGGCUGUGCGGGAAGCACCAGAUGAUCCUGCAGCAGAUCUACAGCUUCAUCGAGCGCUCCUUCAUGCUGGCGCCUUCGGAUGCCCAGUUUGCCAACGAGCUGGGCUACCAGCUCAUCCUCCAAGAGCGUGUGAAGGAGGCUUCCAUGUGGUACACGGAGGCCAUGAAGCUGGACGAGAGCAGCAUCGCCGCCCUCACAGGCAUUAUUUGGUGCCAAAUUCUGGAGGGCAACCUGGAGGAGGCUGAACAACAACUGGAAUUCCUAAAGGAAGUUCAACAGUCCCUGGGGAAGUCUGAGGUCCUGACGUUCCUCCAAGCCUUGCUGGCCUCCAAGAAGCACAAAAGCGAACAGGUGGCCACGGCCCUCCUCAAGGAGGCUGCCGAGCUCCACUUCUCCAGCAUGCAGGGCCUCCCUCUGAGCAUCGAGUACUUUGAGAAACUCAACCCCAUCUUCCUGGUGAACAUCGUGAAAGAAUACCUGUUCUUCUGCCCCAAGCAGCCUCGAUCCCCAGGUCAGAUCAUCUCUCCUCUCCUCAAACAAGCCGCAGUGAUCCUGAACCCCGUGGUCAAGGUGGCCCCCGCACUCAUUGACCCGCUUUUCCUCAUGGCCCAGGUGAAGUACCUGUCAGGAGAACUAGAGAAUGCCCAGAGUACCUUACAGCGAUGCCUGGAGCUCGACCCGACCUCUGCUGACGUUCACCUCCUGAUGGCCCAGAUCUAUCUAUCUCAGGGAAACUUCACCAUGUGCUCCCAUUCCUUAGAGCUGGGAGUCAGCCACAACUUCCAGGUUCGAGAUCACCCACUGUAUCACUUCAUCAAAGCACGGGCCCUGAAUAAGUCAGGAGACUACCCUGAGGCCAUCAAGACCCUCAAAAUGAUCAUGAAGCUUCCCACGAUGAAGAAGGGGGAGAACAAGAAAACUCGCAGCUCCUGUAUCCGGCCCAGUGAGCGAGUGUCCAUCUUGCUAGAACUCGCCGACGCCCUGCGGUUAAAUGGAGAGCUGCACGAAGCCACCAAGAUCAUGCAGGACGCCAUCAACGAGUUCAGCGGCACCCCCGAGGAGAUCCGCAUCACCAUUGCCAACGUGGACCUGGCCCUGAGCAAGGGCAAUGUGGAGAUGGCGCUGGGGAUGCUGCGGAACAUCACGCCCAAGCAACCCUACUACACGGAGGCCAAGGAGAAGAUGGCGCACAUUUAUCUUCACACGCGCAAGGACAUCCGGCUCUACAUUGGCUGCUACCGAGAACUCUGCGAACACUUGCCAGGCCCCCACACCAGCCUCCUCCUGGGCGACGCCUUCAUGAACAUUCAGGAGCCCGAGAAGGCUCUGGAGGUGUAUGAUGAGGCUUACCGGAAGAAUCCUCACGACGCCUCCCUGGUCAGCAGGAUUGGGCAAGCCUACGUGAAAACUCACCAGUAUAACAAGGCCAUCAAUUAUUACGAGGCUGCCCAGAAGAUCAGCGGCCAGGACUUCCUGUGCUGCGACCUGGCCGAGCUGCUCCUGAAGCUUAAGAAGUUCAACAAGGCCGAGAAAGUGUUGAAGCAGGCGCUGGACCACGACUUCGUGAAUGACAUCCCUUCCAUGAUGAACGACGUCAAGUGUUUGCUUUUGCUGGCCAAAGUGUAUAAGAACCACAAAAAGGAGGAGGUGAUGGAGACUCUGAACAAGGCCUUGGACAUCCAGGCGAGAAUCCUGAAGCGAGUCCCCCUGGAGCAGCCGGAGAUCCUUCCUUCCCAGAAGCAGCUGGCCUCCUCCAUCUGCGCCCAGUUUGGGGAGCAGCACCUCUCGGACAAGGACUACAUCAAGGCUGUCAAGGCCUAUAAGGACGCCCUGUCCUACUCCCCCAUAGACAACAAAGUAACGCUGGAGCUGGCCCAGCUCUACCUGAUCCAAGGGGACCUGGAUGCCUGCGAGCAUCACUGUGCCGUUCUCCUGCAGAGUGACCAGAGCCACGAGACGGCCUCCGUGAUGAUGGCAGACCUGAUGUUUAGAAAACAGAAAUAUGAAACAGCCAUCAGUCUAUACCGUCAAGUUCUUGAAAAGGCCCCAGAUAAUUUUGCAGUUUUGAACAAACUAAUUGACCUGCUAAGACGGAGUGGGAAGCUUGAAGAUGCCCCAGCCUUCUUUGAACUGUCCAAGAAGGUGUCCAGCCGCAUCCCCCUGGAACCGGGCUUUAACUACUGCAAGGGCAUUUAUUGUUGGCAUGUCGGACAACCUAACGAAGCCCUGAAGUACCUCAACAAGGCCCGCAAAGACAGCGACUGGGGCCAGAGCGCCACCUACAACAUGGUGCAGAUCUGCCUCAACCCAGACAACGAGAUCAUGGGCGGGGAGGCCCUGGAGACCCUCACGGUGGAGAACAGCUCCACAGAGAAGAAGGAGUCUGAGCAGCACGGCGUGCGCACAGCCGAGAAGCUCUUGCGGGAGUUCUACCCGCACAACAAGGAGGGGCAGGAGCAGCUCAAGAUGCUGCAGAGCUACUGCCUGCUGGCCACCAAGGAGAAGGCCAACGUGGAGACGGCCCUCGGGGCCUUCAUCGAGAUCGCCCAGAUAGAGAAAGAAAGUGUCUCCGCCCUCCUGGCCAUGGCCCAGGCCUACAUGAUCCUGAAACAGGUCCCCAAGGCCCGAACCCAACUCAAGAGGCUGGCCAAGGCUCCGUGGGCCCUGGCCGAUGCCGAGGACCUGGAGAAGAGCUGGAUCCUCCUGGCCGACAUUUACUGCCAAAGCGGCAAAUUCGACAUCGCCUCGGAGCUCCUUCGCCGUUGUGUCCAGUACAACAAGUCGUGCUGUAAAGCCUACGAGUACAUGGGCCUCAUCAUGGAGAAGGAGCAGUCCUACAAGGAUGCAGCGAGCAACUAUGAGCUCGCCUGGAAAUACAGCAACCGGGCCAACCCUUCCAUCGGUUUCAAACUUGCCUUCAACUACCUGAAAGAUAAGAGAUUCGUGGAAGCCAUUGAAGUCUGCCACAGCGUCCUGAAGGAGCACCCCAACUACCCAAAGAUCAGAGAAGACAUUCUGGAAAAGGCUCAGGGGUCCCUACGGCCCUAG
Messenger RNA from Gracilinanus agilis (Agile Gracile Mouse Opossum), 3966 nucleotides. It is a transcript of the gene TTC21A, whose product is annotated as tetratricopeptide repeat domain 21A. Lineage: Eukaryota; Metazoa; Chordata; Mammalia; Didelphimorphia; Didelphidae. The record is from RefSeq and is a predicted model, not a curated record. Gene Ontology annotation, cellular component: intraciliary transport particle A. Gene Ontology annotation, biological process: intraciliary retrograde transport; protein localization to cilium. The transcript is spliced from 30 exons. The coding region runs from base 1 to 3966 and encodes 1321 amino acids. Gene Ontology annotation, molecular function: protein binding.